GGUCUGUGGAAAUAAGAGACAAAAAUGAUGCAUAUAUGAUGCAUUAUUUAGCUAUAAUUGUGCUACUUUAGGAUAAUCAUCAUCAUCUUCGACAGCGCCAAGUAAAAGAUCACCAACAGCAGCAAUAAUAAUAAUAAUAAUAAUAAUAAUAAUAAUGAGUAUUUUUGCGCAUAAACACUGCGUUUUCAGGUUUUCUGGUUGACUUUUUCUGGCCGACACACGUUUAUCGACGACGACCUUUGGAUUUACAAAUAAAGGGACUUUUCUCUCUCCCUUUGCACUGGAUGCCGUUUCAGAGAGAUGGCUGGACUUGGAAUUAUACACAAUAAAUAAACAACGAUAUAAAGACGGGCAACUUGGACACUUCUAAUGCAGGUGCUUUUAUACUGUCGGAAAUGAACGCUUCGGAAGCCGCUUCUUUUAAGUUAUGGCGCUAGAGAAUGGCACGGAGGGGUUGAAUUGCAAUUAUUUGCGGACUGCGCCCACUCACAUGAACCAGGAAGCCAAUCACACGGAGCAAAAUGUAGCAGGCCCUCCCCAUCCUGGAAAGUUGGCGGGGCUUCCAAAGAGGCGUUUGGUCGUUCCCUCCAUCAUUAUCCUACUCGUUCUGGCAGGAAGUGGUGCUCUAAUCUGGUAUUUUUUAGAUUACAGAGUGUGGGUGCUGGAGCCCAGGGUGCAGCAGCAGUACUCUGCAAUGGUGACGAUCCUCAACAGAAACUUCAGCUCCCCGCUGGCCUCCCGCUCCAGCCUGGAGUUCAGAGCAGAGGCCAGGCUCCUGCAGGACAUGGUGAAGAAACUGGUGACAUCAUCUGAUUUAUCUCGAUACUUCAACUCCACUACUGUCUUUGCAUUUGGGGAGGGCAGCCUGGUUGCACACUUUUGGCUCAUUCUGUCAGUGCCAAAGAGCCAUGUUGAAAAGGUCACAUUGGAGCAGAUCAGCGGAAGCCUGAUUAGCCGUCUUCUGGCCUACAGUACAGGGAACACAGCCAGCUAUCGGGGAUAUCUGUUAUACCUUCCCUCGUUUUCCAUUACAGAAAAUGACCACAAAGUUAUAGAGCUUUUGAAAGCUUCAUUUGACUGUUACAGGUACCAUGCUGUGACGUCCAGUUCCCCUGUGGCCCUCAGGGGCCCAAACACCCAGCAGUCUUCCUGUAUCUGGCACCUGAAGGCCCCACUGGGAUCCCAACUGGAGCUGAAGAUGGAGUGGCUGCUGCCAGAGUGCCGAGACCGCCUGGCAGUGUAUGACUCCGUAGUCCCAACAGAUUCCCACCUCAUAACCUCUCUGUAUGGGUGCAGUAGACAUGAGCAGGUGGUGAGGAUGCUCUCGUCAGGGGAGUGGAUGACAGUGCUGUGGAAGCAGGGCCUGUACAACUACAAGGACCCGUUCUCCCUCUCCGCCCAGGCCUGGCCCUCUCACGUGUGCUCGUCCGUUUUCGACCUGCAGCCAGUCCUGGGGGUCCAGGGCAGCUUCCACACUCCCUUCUACCCCAGUUACUACCCUCCUGACACAAACUGCUCCUGGCACUUCAAUGUGCCCUCCACGGAAUAUGGACUGAUGCUGGAGUUUGAAGGUUAUGAGCUGAGCAGGGCCAACUACAACCAGGCCUGUACGCAGGGCCAGUGGGUGAUACAGAACCGCAGGCUUUGUGGGACUCGGAACGUCCAGCCAUAUGCCGAGCGCCUCUACUUCCUGUCCAACUCCACCAGCGUUACCAUGACAUCAGAGGUGUCCCUCACAGGCCCUGGGCUUCAGGUCCACUUCAGCCUCUUCAACCAAUCAGAUCCCUGUCCCAGACAGUUCCUCUGCACUGUCAACGGGCUGUGCGUCCCAGCGUGUGAUGGUAUCAAGGACUGCCCCAACGGCUUGGACGAGAGGAACUGCGUGUGUGUUGCCCAGUACCAGUGUCCAGAGGACAGCCAGUGUGUGGACUAUUUCAAAGUGUGCGAUCACCAUGCGGACUGUGAGCAGGGCAUGGAUGAGGAGAACUGCACUGAAGGUGUGGAGUGCACUGAGAUGACCUACGUCUGUGCUGACGGGACUUGCAUCAAGAAGCCAAAUCCAGAGUGUGACCUCGUCACCGACUGCCCUGACGCGUCUGACGAGAAGCAAUGCAACUGUGGGCUGCGUCAGUUCUCCAGCCGUAUUGUGGGCGGGCUGGACGCCUCCGAGGGGGAGUGGCCGUGGCAGGCCAGCCUGCAGGUCAGCGGUCGGCACAUCUGCGGAGGGGCGCUCAUCUCCAGCCAGUGGUUGAUCUCGGCGGCUCACUGUUUCUAUGACGACCGGCUCUUCUCUCCCAAGCUGUGGACCGUCUACCUGGGCAAGCUGUGGCUGAACCGCACCAGCCAGACGGAGGAGGCCAUCAGGGUGGCGGAGAUCCACAUGCACCCUUACUACGACGACGACACCCACGACUACGACCUGGUGCUGCUCAGGCUGGAGCGGCCCGUCUCGGCCGGGACCCUGGCCCAGCCCGCCUGUCUCCCGUCCCCCACCCACCUGCUGGAGCCCGGGCUGCUGUGCUGGGUGACGGGCUGGGGGGCGCUGAAGGAGGGGGGCUCCAGCAGCAACGUCCUGCAGAAAGUGACUGUGCCGCUCAUCAGCGAGGACGUCUGCAACAGGUCCUACGGCUACAGGAUCACUCCCAGAAUGCUGUGCGCCGGCUUUCACGACGGGGGUAAAGACGCGUGCCAGGGGGACUCGGGGGGGCCCCUGGUGUGUCAGGAGGCCUCUGGUCGCUGGUUCCUGGCGGGCGUGGUCAGCUGGGGCAUAGGCUGCGGCCGGCCCAACUACUACGGGGUGUACACCCGCAUCACCAAACUGACCGGCUGGAUCCAGGAACGCACCUCCUCCUGAGGGUGGGGUGGGAGCGCCACUGUGCUCCCCAGCCCAGGCCCAGGGGGGCUGUCCUGUGUGGAGGCUGCAGGAGAGCAGCUCUCUGAGCCCAGGCUGCUUCUCCCCUUAGUGACUAAUCAUGCUGCUGUGUACAGGGCUGUGUGGAUCCCUGGCUGAUGUAUGCACAUAAACACACACACAGGUGCACACACACACACACACACACACUCACACACGUUUGUAUUGCUAUACUUGUGACGACUUCCCAUUGACUUACAUUCAUUCCGUAACCUCUAACCCUAACCCUAA
Anguilla anguilla (European eel) is the source of this 3142-nucleotide messenger RNA. RefSeq names its product transmembrane protease serine 6. Gene Ontology annotation, molecular function: protein binding; serine-type endopeptidase activity. The transcript is spliced from 18 exons. Lineage: Eukaryota; Metazoa; Chordata; Actinopteri; Anguilliformes; Anguillidae. The record is from RefSeq and is a predicted model, not a curated record. Bases 428 to 2854 code for a protein of 808 amino acids. Gene Ontology annotation, biological process: proteolysis.